Molecule: messenger RNA, 1176 nt
Organism: Pseudoliparis swirei
Lineage: Eukaryota; Metazoa; Chordata; Actinopteri; Perciformes; Liparidae
Gene: ghsra
Product: growth hormone secretagogue receptor a
Exons: 2
Coding region: 1-1176 (391 amino acids)
Biological process (GO): hormone-mediated signaling pathway; G protein-coupled receptor signaling pathway
Cellular component (GO): plasma membrane
Molecular function (GO): growth hormone secretagogue receptor activity
Source: RefSeq, a predicted model, not a curated record
AUGCCCUCCUGGCCCAACCUCUCGGAGUGCUUCUCCCACAACUGCAGCUGGGAGGAGGAGAUCCUGAAUGCCACGCGGAUCGCGGACUACGGCGGCGCGCCUCCUCUCAACUACUACUCCAUCCCCCUCCUCACCGGCAUCACCAUCGCCUGCACCAUGCUGUUCCCCGUCGGCGUGGCCGGGAACGUCAUGACCAUCCUGGUGGUCGGCAAGUACCGGGACAUGCGCACCACCACCAACCUGUACCUGUGCAGCAUGGCCGUGUCGGACCUGCUCAUCUUCCUCUGCAUGCCCCUCGACCUCUACCGGAUGUGGCGCUACAGGCCGUGGCGGUUCGGCGCCGUGCUCUGCAAGCUCUUUCAGUUUGUGUCGGAGUCCUCCACCUACUCCACCAUCCUGAGCAUCACGGCGCUGUCGGUGGAGCGCUACCUGGCCAUCUGCUUCCCGCUGCGCGCCAAGGCGCUGGUCACCAAGCGGCGGGUGCGCGCCCUCAUCCUCAUCCUGUGGACGGUGUCGCUGUUCAGCGCCGGGCCCGUGUUCGUCAUGGUGGGCGUGGAGCGGGACGGCGCGCCGCCCGACGACGUCGUCGUCGUCGUCUCGGCGCCCAACGGGACUCGGGACUCGGCGUCCGCGGAGGCCGGGGACACGCGGGAGUGCACCAUGACGCACUACGCCGUGGAGUCGGGCCUCAUGGGCGCCAUGGUGUGGCUGAACUCGGUGUUCUUCUUCAUGCCCGUGUUCUGCCUCACGGUGCUCUACAGCCUCAUCGGGCGCCGGCUGUGGAGGCGGGACCACCGGGAGACGAGCAUCAGCUGCCGCCUGGCGCACCGGGACCGGAGCAACCGGCAGACCAUCAAGAUGCUCGUGGUGGUGGUCCUGGCCUUCGUCCUGUGCUGGUUGCCGUUCCACGUGGGUCGCUACGUCCACUUCCGGUCCCUGGACGCUCCGUCCCCGCUGCUGUCGGUUCUGUCUGAGUACUGCAACCUGGUGUCCGUGGUUCUGUUCUACCUGAGCGCCGCCAUCAACCCGGUGCUCUACAACACCAUGUCCUGGAAGUACCGCGGCGCGGCGGCGCGCCUCUUCGGCCUGGCCGACGGCCAGCGGCCGCGAGGCCGCACGGCGAGCAGCGUGAAGGGAGACGGCUCCAACUGGACGGGCUCCACGGUCAGCUUCUAG